GGCCGCGCGCUGGAGCUGGCCGAAGCGCGGCGGCGGCUGCUGGAAGUGGAGGGCCGCCGGCGCCUGGUGUCGGAGCUGGAAAGCCGCGUCCUGCAGCUGCACCGAGUCUUCCUGGCGGCCGAGCUGCGCUUGGCGCACCGAGCCGAGAGCCUGAGUCGCCUGAGCGGCGGCGUGGCCCAGGCCGAGCUCUACCUGGCUGCGCACGGCUCCCGGCUCAAAAAGGGCCCGCGCCGCGGCCGCCGGGGCCGGUCACCCGCGCUCUUGGCGUCCGCGCUGGGCCUGGGCAGCUGCGUGCCCUGG
Messenger RNA from Nannospalax galili (Upper Galilee mountains blind mole rat), 300 nucleotides. RefSeq names its product TMF-regulated nuclear protein 1. Gene Ontology annotation, biological process: regulation of cell population proliferation. The transcript has a single exon. NCBI's taxonomy places the organism in Eukaryota, Metazoa, Chordata, Mammalia, Rodentia, Spalacidae. Gene Ontology annotation, cellular component: nucleus. Gene Ontology annotation, molecular function: DNA binding. The record is from RefSeq and is a predicted model, not a curated record. The annotation marks the transcript as partial.